Molecule: messenger RNA, 988 nt
Organism: Solanum lycopersicum (tomato)
Lineage: Eukaryota; Viridiplantae; Streptophyta; Magnoliopsida; Solanales; Solanaceae
Source: RefSeq, a predicted model, not a curated record
UCUAUACUCAUUCAUUGUAUACUUAGGUGGAAACAAGUUUGAAAAAAAAAAUACUAUACUAGCUUCCAUUGUUCAUUCAAUGGCCAAAAUAUAUCCACAAACACUCAAGAACUACUCUUCUUCUUCUUCUUCGUCUUCGUCCUCGUCCUCGUCCUCGUCCUCGUCUUGUUAUGUGACAUCCACUAGAGAAAUAUUUACCAUAUGGAUGAAAUCUCUAGUGUAUCAUGGGAAUGGUUGUACUGUUUUUAAUUCUAAAGGCGAUAUUGUUUUUAGAGUUGAUAAUUACCAAGAAAGAAAUAGUAAUGAAGUUUUCCUCAUGGAUCUUAGUGGACAAGUUCUCUUCUCAAUUAAAAAAGAGAGACUAAGAUUACUUGGUAGAUGGAGUGGAUAUUUAAGUGGUGGAUUUAAAGGAAAGCCAUGGUUUCAAGUGAGAAGAAAUUGGAAAUAUUCAAAAGGAGAUGUUAUUUGUGAUGUAAAUUUAGGGUGUGAUAAAUCUAUUGGAAGUUGUUAUAAGAUUCAACAAAUUGACAAAAAAUCAUCAUUUCAAAUCUCAAAUGAUAUUGGUCAACUUGUAGCAAAGGUAAAUCAAAAGCAAUCAUCAAGAGGAUUUGGGUAUGGUGAUGAUGUGUUAAAUCUAGAAGUGGAACCUCAAGUUGAUUACUCAUUUAUUGUGGCUCUUGUGACAAUAUGUGGUUUGAUUAAACACAAAUUAUAAAGACCACAAUUAGUCUAAAUUGACUUUUGCAAGAUCAAAAUCGGAUAGCGAGCACGAAUGCGAUCGAAUGAAAAAUUUUCGAUUUUCAGUUCAGAAUUUGAUGUGAGGAAAAAAAUCCUAGAUCAGUCCCUUGAUCUCAGCGCAACGUGUGAGACUUAGUCAAGAGAUCGAUUUGAAGAUAUUAAUUUGAAAAAAGAAAAAAGAAAAAGGAAAGAAGGUGGAUAUUACUUUGAUUCAUGUUCAUGUUCAUUUUGGGCCUUCUGUUGAUUAAAA